Necator americanus (New World hookworm) is the source of this 2442-nucleotide messenger RNA. RefSeq lists its product as uncharacterized. The record is from RefSeq and is a predicted model, not a curated record. NCBI's taxonomy places the organism in Eukaryota, Metazoa, Nematoda, Chromadorea, Rhabditida, Ancylostomatidae. The transcript has 9 exons. The coding region runs from base 1 to 2442 and encodes 813 amino acids.
AUGCUGCUCAGAGUAUUACGAGCUUGUGCUGAACGUGCCUCGAAGCCGCGCACGACAAACUUGGAUCGAAUUUUGAAGACCACCAAGGAAUUGUUGGAAAGAAGAAGGGCUUUGAGGCUUGAUCCGAAUGCAUCGCACAUUGAGCGGUUAGUAGCAAACACUAGCUGCAGAAAAGCGUUGCAGGAGGAUCUUUUGAAGUGCAGGCAGAAGAAGAUUCUGGAAGCAGCACAAAGAAGAACGAGUCUAAAGAAGUGCCGCAGGGAUCUCCGCGAAUAUAAUAUUCCGCUAGCAACCUUGCUGAGCGAAGACGGGACUCGCACGUCAUCUCGUCGUGAGAUGGAAAUCAUUACGGAGAGAUUCUACUCGAACCUUUUCCGUUCAUCAACUCCUGUGUCAAGCCCAAUCAUCCCCACUGGCGAAGCUCCACCACGGAUUCUCCCUUCGGAAGUACGAGUCGCUAUCAAGAGCAUGAAACCUGGCACAGCCCCCGGACCUGACUUUAUAUCAGCAGACUUUCUUCGAGCUGGUGGCCAUCCGCUUCAUGUAAUCUUAGCAGCGCAUAUGACAUCCUACCUUCAGAAAGAAAGGAUUUCAGACCAGUGGAAGACCUCGCGAACGGUUCUUAUCCAUAAGAAAGGUGACCGAGAGGACUUUCGGAACUACCGUCCGAUAUCCUUGCUGAGCGUAUUAUACAAAGUAUUCACCAAGAUCAUCAAUAGGACGCUGGAUGAAGCCCAGCCUCAGGAAGAACAAGCUGGAUUCCACCAGGGGUUCAGCUGCUUGGAUCACAUCCAGACCGUGUCGAGAGUCAUGGAGGUUUGCCGCGAAUACCGCCUGCCCCUUGUUCUAACCAUCGUCGACUAUGAGAAAGCUUUUGACAGCGUAGAAACGAAUGCAAUACUGUCAGCGCUGGUCGAUCAAGGUGUGGACGCGUCGAAUGGAGUACGACAAGGCGAUACUAUAUCGCCGAAGCUGGUCACGGCUGCAUUGCAAUGGAUAAUGAAAUCACUAUCCUGGGAAGAAAGGGGCAUACGUGUUGAUGGAAGAUUUCUUUCAAACCUUCGUUUCGCGGACGACAUCGUUCUCUUUUCGAGCAGUACCAAUGAAGCAGAAAUGAUGCUCAAUGAAUUGAACGAAGCAGGGAAGAAAACUGGACUGCGAAUAAACAGAAAGAAGGCACAGUUCAUGAAGAACGCCUACUGCGAGGACGGAGGAGUACAACUUGAAGGCUCCCAAAUCGUGGAAACUUCGUCAUACGUAUACCUCGGACGUUCUAUGAACAUGGAAAACGACUUGAAGGAAGAACUGAAUAGAAGAAUGAGAGCAGCAUGGGCAGCAUUCGCAGCCGUCAGGGAAGCUACGGACCAACUGACGGACCAAGAUCUUCUUGCCCAUCUGUUCGACUUGAAAGUCCUUCCAGCACUCUGUUACGCAGCGGAGACGUGGGCAGACACCGCGGCCACGUCUAGGAAGCUACUUACUACCCACAGAGCCCUUGAGAGAUGUCUCCUGAAAUUUAACCGGCGCACACAACACCUUGCCGGUCUUCGUAGCUCCGACUUAAGAGGAAUGUCCCGUCUUCGCGACCCAGCGGAAUAUGUAUCCAAAGCAAAACAUAGAUGGGCCGGUCACAUCAUGAGAAGAAUCGACGAUAGAUGGACUAAAAGAACGCUAGAGACCUCGUCAACGUCACCCACGAAGCUUGAGAACAUCUUGGAUGACAAUGGCGAGGGAACGAAACGAAUGGAAAAGAUGCUGGUGCCCGCACGUCCAGUGAAGGCGAACCAUCUAAUUAGGAAGGCGGUUACGGAGCGAAGGAAGUAUGGAAGGAGGAGCGCAACUAUCGAGAUCGGCCAGGACCAUCGCCAAACAUCACUCAUUGCUGCACUGCGAGUGAAGCUAACAAUGAUCCCACCUGAUGAUGCCAACUGCGUCAAUUCUAGCCACACGACGGCAGAACCCCGAAGGUCUACAAGCAUUUCGAUAGCUAUGCGUUACGCUCUUAUUGUUAUUGCCCUGGCUGUGUCUGUGAUGGAAUGUUCUGAUAAAUUACCAAAUUGUGAGAAAGAGUUGCCUAGUGUAGCACCUCCUCUUGGCGAAAAGUUAAGAAAAACGUUGUCGGACGGAGUUCAAGCAAACAUGAAGGAAGACAGCAAACCGGAAUACAACUGUUACCUGGAAUACCUUGGAUGGUUGGGAUUGAACGACACAUCUGAUAGGUCGCUGAGAUGGCUCAAACACGCAGACACAUAUCUUUUCAACUUCACCAAAAAGGGCGAAGAGGAAAACGAGACACCGACAGAAGAAUUCCUCACCGAAUUGGGAAAAGACACUAAAGUAAAGGAAAAAGAUUGGAAACGGUUUGGUUGCAACUACAUUUACAAAGAGGAAGCCUAUAAAUACACCUGCAUCUUUUAUCGUUAUAAUGAGGAUGAUUCCUAA